CAUCCCCACUUUGUAAGUGAGACACGUAGAGACAAAGCAAGGGAAAGGGAAAAAAGAGAUAGGGAGCAUUAAGAGAGAGAAAUAGAGAUGCGGAACGGCGGGUCACCGGUGACUGUCUCCAGACGCGUGCUCGCCUCACACCUACAGAACCGAAGUCGUCAAGUCUAGGGUUUUCCGGUGAAAAUUCGAGGGUUCAGAGGUGGUAGUGGCGAGUUCUGACAAAAUCGAGGGUUCCAAACCGUUCAAUCAUCCUUUAAUCUAUCCAAUCACAGAUUGAGGAGCUGAAGUAGAUCAUAAAAUCAAUUCAAGUUUGGUGUCAGUAAAUAUUCGUUUCUAUCACGUUUUGUAGAGUUUAAUAUUGGUUAUUGACAAUUGGUACUCAAUUUGAAGCUAGAAAUUAGGCCAUUUGACAUCUGAUAUUGGAGCAUGUUUGUUUGCUAAUGGUUUGUUAUGUCCUAUUUCACAAGCGAUGUUUGUUUAGGACUAAUUUAGAGUUUGAUGUUGGUUAUUAACCUUCGGGAUUCGAUGCUUCAAUUUCAAAUUUCAAAUAUGGACCUGAAAUUUGGCCAUCCGACAACUGAGAUUGGAGCAUGUUCGUUUGCUAAUGGUUUUAAGGUCUUAUGUAGAUUAAGAAAUAGAUGAUAUAGUAAGUCAUUAGGGUUUUGCUUGCUCAUCAACAAACACUCUUGACUUCAUACAUACUUUUAACAUACACGCACACACAACAUUUACCAGAAGGAAAGUUGAACAUGGUGAAAUCAUUCACUUAUUUCAUCCAAACAUACUACAUCAAAUCAUUUUUAUAGAAGUCACUCAUUUAGUGAGUGGUAGCUCCUUACAAAUUAAAAUCUGGUACUGAAUAGAUAUGCAUUGACUAUUACAGAGGUAUUGACUCUGCGGUUAGCAACAACGAUCCAGACAGAGCUUUGGAGUUACUUUACUUAUUGAAGCAGGUGCAAAAAGUAAUGGUGUGACGGUUGAAGCACUAGAGAAGGUGUUGGAUGAUCCAACUGUACUUAAGAUGGUCUAUCCAUCAACACUUCUUGCAAACAAGGAUGCUUCAAGACCCACAACACCGUCAACAACUGCAGGAUAUGCUAAUAAUAUGGAACUCAAUCACGAGACGCAUAAGUUUGGACAGGAAGAUGUUAUUGGCAACAUGCCUGAUAAUGUGAUAACUAAUAUCCUGGAUCGGUUGCCAUUACGUGAUGCGGUUAGGACUGAUAUCUUGUCGAAAAACUGGAGGUUUAAGUGGACUAUGCUUAGCCAACCCAUAUUUGAUGAGAGGUUCUUUGCGCAUUUAUCACAAACCGAAGACAAAAAUAAUCAUGUGAGAGUUAUAAGUAGGCUUCUUCUUCAUCUUAGAGGUACCAUUACAAAGUUUGUCCUCUCCAUAGACAAACACGGUUACACUGUAUUAAACGAUGAAGAUAUUAGUCACUGGAUUCUGUUCUUGUCUCGGAAAGGUAUUAAAGAUCUUACUAUUCAGAAGAGUGACCGGCCGUUACUUAAUUUGCCUAUCCAUCUUUUCUCAUGUUUAGAGUUGAAACAUUUGAAACUUUUUAACUGUUAUUUCAAUCCUCCACCUACUUUUCAUGGGUUUCCAAACUUAUUGAGCCUAGAGUUGUGUCUGGUAAAAUUCGAAAGCGGGAAAUUUGGGAAAUUUUUUACGCGGUCUCCCGUGCUUGAGAUUUUGGAUAUGAGCUUUCCUAAUUCUAAGAGUUUUGUGAAAAUGGCUGAGAUUGCCAAUCUUGCAAGUCUCAAAAUAUUAUCUUUGCUCUUGCGUAAUUUUGAUUAUACCCUAAGUUCGAGUACUAUCUUUGAGCUUCUCGGUUUUCUUCCAAAAAUUCAACAACUUCAUUUGGAUUUUCUAUGGUUUGAGUUAACAGAAGAUGCUGCUAAAAAGAGAUUCCCUACCAACUUUCCCUCUCUCAAGACUCUUAAACUUACAAGGAUAGAUUUAAGCGACGAAAUUAUGUUAUCAUUUGCUUUUGAACUGAUUGGAAGCUUCCAGAAUCUGGAGAUCCUUGAAAUCACAGCAAGAGAUUUGGUUGAUUCGCCGACACCUGAAAUCUGUUCUCUAGAGGUAGACUACAAUACAAUGGGGUUGUUGAAGCUACGAAGUGUUGUUUUUACAUAUUACAAAGGUUCAGAGAAUGAGUUAUGUUUGGUAAAGUAUUUACUUGCGUGUUCCCCUUUCUUAAAGAAGAUUGUUAUCCGUCCCUGCUCGUUUCUAGAGUCCGAUGAAAAGUUUAUGUUUGCUAGGAAGUUGUUGAAGCUCCAUCGAGCUUCCUCUGCAGUUGAUAUCGAUCUAUACUAGUUUUAGUUGUUUUGAACUUGUCUUUUAUUUUUCCCGCAUAUGAUUGUAUGAGUUUAUGGUCCCCUUUUCAUGAUGCUUUAAAUAGCGCAAGGAGGAUAAUGUGUUUAUUAUUUUGACAAUGAAACAUUCACUCUGGAACUCAUGAUUGUGUACA
Helianthus annuus (common sunflower) is the source of this 2474-nucleotide messenger RNA. RefSeq names its product F-box/FBD/LRR-repeat protein At1g13570. Lineage: Eukaryota; Viridiplantae; Streptophyta; Magnoliopsida; Asterales; Asteraceae. The record is from RefSeq and is a predicted model, not a curated record. The coding region runs from base 1022 to 2320 and encodes 432 amino acids. Gene Ontology annotation, molecular function: protein binding. The transcript is spliced from 7 exons.